CGGCAAGACCGGGGGGCGGGGGGAGGGAGAGAGAGAGAGAGAAAAACGCGGGCAACUGGGAGACUCUGUCACCUGCCACGGCGAUUGGGUAGCCUUACGUGAGCCACGGUGAGCCUUGAGGUAAUUUGAAGUGCCCGCCGCUCCCGCCAAAAGGAGGCCCUCCACUUGCUCAGAGCCGGGGCGAAGGAAAGUAAAAGAAGAGCCCAGAGUGGGAAGGGCAGCAGCACGCAAAGGUUGCUCAGUGCCUGCUCCAGACAAAAGCAAAGGACUCGGAAGCCUCCAGGAAAGGCGCCUCCGCCACACAACCCGAGGGGGAGAGUCGCGCAAGCGGAGCGGAGCCGCCCCCUUCCAGCUCAGCGGGCAGAGAGACGCCAGGAAUCCGGAGAGCGGCUGUUGCUUGGACCCUAGGAAUUCCUUGGAUCCUCCGAGUAGACUGAGUGGAAGGUUCCACACACACACACAAACGGCGGGCCUUUUCGGACUUGGGAAAGCGUGACCCUGAGACGGGAAAAGGCGCGGUCAGUUCGUUGGAAAGCAAAAUAAACCGCCAGUGGGCAGGCUCUGGAGAGCUCUUCUCGCCGGCUGAAAGCGGCUGGGUGUAAGAUCGAGGCAAGGGGAUCUUCUCCCCUUCCCUUCCUCUUGUUUUUUCGAGGAAGAGCGUGCCACAAGGAUGUGGCAGGACCUUUAGACGCUCUGCAGCGCGGCUGGUGAUGAUAACAAGCGGAGUGUAGCGCGAUUCAGCCCCUUGUCCAGCUGGUAGUUCUGGCUAAGGCGGAUUGCCUGAGGGGCCAGUUGGUUCCCACUAGUGACUGAAGCGGAACGAAGAUUACUUUUCGGACUCUAGCCUCUCCUCCAACCCCGCUCCACCCCAUGGCAAUAUGAGCGCUGUCGGUCUCUCGCGGUUCUUCUUUCUGGCCACUCUGCUCGCCGUUGCCACCCAAGCGGUGCCCCGGGAAGUGGGGAGCUCCCCAUCGGGCCCCCGCCAGCCGACGCGGGAUGCGCCGAGUUUCUCGCGGCUGCAGAGGAAGAGCCUGGCGAUGGAUUUCAUCGUGCCUUCUCUGUUCCGGACCUACCUGCGUGAGCUGGUGCUGGGCGGCGGCGGCGGGGAGUCCUUGGGCGGGUUCAAGGCGCGCUGCAGCCUGGUGCUGGAUUGCCCGCCGCUGCUGCGCGCUGUUAGCGCUUGGUUUCCCAGGAGCGGAUCCACCGUGCCGGCUGGCCGCGCCAGAACCCCGUCCAAGGUGCUGAAAGCGGGUUCGGUGAGAAAGCUGCGCCGCGCCAAGCAGCUGGUGCUGGAAGUGGGCGAAGCCAACCUGAGGGAUAACUGUGCCUGGCGUGCUGCCGGGGAAAGAGCCCUGGCAGAGGCAAGCCAGCUCGAGUUUACCCUGACCGAGGAAUUCAGCUGGUGGAUCCGCUCCGGAGAAGGCAGGCUGAGGAUCCGGUUGAUGCCGGAGAGGAAGGCAUCUUUCCAGGGCAGAGAAGGCAGUUUAUCAGCGGCGAUCAGAGCCUCCCAGCCUCGACUGUUCUUCCAGAUGGCCACCAGAGACUGUCACCACUCCUCAUAUCAGGAUGGAAGCAGUAUGAAAGUCCAUCAUGUGAGACUUUUGCCCUGGAGCUUAAGGUGCCCUCCUGUUUUGUGCUGAGAUUGGCAUCUUCUGAGAUCUUCUGCCUGGGAAAGCUGGAUCCUCCAUGACCAAGCUAUGCUUGGGCCUGCAGUGACAUCAUUCCCCCAAUUUCUGCAGCCCACAAACAGCUUGACAAGGCAGGGUCUUUCUCUCCUGACUGAGGAAACUGCCCACCUCUUAUUCUGAGAGACUGCCUGAUGACCAUAUAAUGGAUUCAGUCUCAUUAACUCCAGUAAAAUGAGACCAGUGUAAGUGAUCACUGAAUUGCCUGCCCCUUGCUCCAAUUACUUCUAGUCUUAGAUGAAUUUUCUAAUCCAGAAUUGAUCCUUUCUGUUCCCCAUAUAGUGAGCACUGACAUGAUCUAGACUGGAACUCUUUGUUUUUCCUGUAAUUUGAGUAGAAUUAAUUUAUGGUGUAAAUUUAACCCUAUAUCCCUUAUAAUGUGCCAUAAGGACAUACACUGGCAUUUUACCUAAUCAGUGGAGUGUUAGAAACCCCAUACUUAAUGGACUGCAGAGUCUUAAAUA
This is a messenger RNA of Rhineura floridana, 2149 nucleotides long. RefSeq names its product ALK tyrosine kinase receptor-like. The record is from RefSeq and is a predicted model, not a curated record. Lineage: Eukaryota; Metazoa; Chordata; Lepidosauria; Squamata; Rhineuridae. Bases 879 to 1640 code for a protein of 253 amino acids. The transcript has 2 exons.